Molecule: messenger RNA, 927 nt
Organism: Acaromyces ingoldii
Lineage: Eukaryota; Fungi; Basidiomycota; Exobasidiomycetes; Exobasidiales; Cryptobasidiaceae
Exons: 2
Coding region: 1-927 (308 amino acids)
Source: RefSeq, a predicted model, not a curated record
AUGUCGAAGAAGUCAGCCUCGCUGCCGCCGGCGCUCAAGACGCUCCUCAAGCAGCCCACGUUCCCUGCGCGGCCCUCGCAGCUGCGGCCCGGCGUGACGCUGGCGCCCGGCCGGAGCGCAGACCCGCUGCCGGCGCCGUCGGACCCCGCGCGGCUGCAGCGGCACUUUGCAGGGCUCGAGAGCGACGCCGCGGCUCGCGGUCUCGGCUGGGGCGAGUGGCUGAGCCUCUCGACGGCGACGCUCCUCACGCUCAACUCGCCCUCUUCGCUCCAAGCGCUGCAUCGACAUGCCAUGAGUGGCGCGUCUGGCGCGCAUGAGCGGCUCGACCGCGCGCUCCUCAUGCGUGAAACAGGCCUCAAGUGCAUCGGUUUCAUCGGUAUUCCCAAGGUCAUCAACAACCUCGCUGCCCUCCGGUCUGCCGUCGAUGCCGCCGGGCCCGAUGACUCGCUGGCGCGCGCGCUCACAGAGACGCAGCCGCGCCGCAAGCUCGGCAACAAUGACGGCGGCAAGACGCUGGCACGAGUGCACAGCGCCGCCUACGAGCUGUGGGACGACAUCUACCAGCCGCACUCGGACAAGCUGCUCAAGAUCCUCGGCCACUCGCACCCUGACCUGCCCGUCUUUAUCGUCGAAGGCGAAUACGGCCCGUUGUUCAGCAUGCCCCACCGCUUCAACCCAGAAGUGGCAGGGCACGAGGAGCCAAGCUGGGAGGUGAACCGGCUACGGACGAGCCUCGUCGCUAUUGCUGCACUCCGGGCCCAGGGCGGCGUCGGGCCCCAGGUGACGAGCCACGUGUGGGGCUUGCUCAAGGCGAAAAAGAGCAUCGCCGCCGACGACGCGCACCGCGCCGGGCUCGAGUGGCUCUGCUCCGAGGAAGGCUCCUUGUGGGCCGUGAGGGCCGUCGAUGGCGUGAGUAGUUCCCUCUGA